GAGGAAUUGCUAGGGAGGGCGUGUUAACAUGUGGUUUGAUAUCAAUCUGCCAAUAAAUACUAAAAUUAGUGUGGUGGAUGAUUGGUGUAGAUGGAUUGUGAAUCAAAUUGUUUUGCACAUACUUGUUUUGCAUUCGAAGACGUUGACGGAGUUGUCUUGAUCGGCGAUCGUGAUUUUGAGGACGUAGAUCCCAUUAACGAGGCGAUAAACCACGCGAUACUGGCUCUCCACGACGACAAUAAGCUGGCCGCUUGAGGCGGCGAGAGGGUCGUCGCGGAAGGAAGAGAGGGAAUCAGACGAUACAAAAGAGGCGUAGUCAUCAGGGGAGGAGGAGCGGUUGUGGUGGUUGGCGGCAGGGUGUUUGGUGGCGGCGAGUCUGGCGAGUUAUGGCUAAUAAUUUGUAUUUCGAUAAUUGUGACUAUAAUUCCCCGCUGCUUAAUAGUUAUGACUAAUAUAUUGUAUUUACCAUAUUAUAAAUAUUAGUUAACUUGUCUAAUUGUUAGUCAAGUAAUUGCUUUUGGGACUAACCCACAACCCAACCGCAUCUAUUCACCACCUAUUCAACACAGUCCAAAGAAAAAUGUGGAUGUAUAGCGAGAGUUACAAUUGAAUCAACUCGUUAAUAAGUGGAUGAUUCAAUUUGAAAUCGAAACUCAUCCAACCCACCCAUUAUUGUCCAUCCCUUAACAGUGAUGCGUCCAGGAAUUUGACCGAGGAGAGUUGAAUUGAACCGUGAUAAUUGAGCGAGGGGGCUAAGGUCUUAUCAACUACUCUAUUUUCUAAAUUUGUUACGAAUUUCACAUAUAAUUUUAGUUAUAUUCUCAAUUUGAGUGAGACUAUAUCCCUUCUAAUUUCAACCCAACUUCUCCACUGUGCACUUAAUAUAACUACAUAGUACUAAUUUAAUAAAGCUUUAUUUGUAGCAUAUCUAAUUAUCUACAUCAUUUAGUAUGAAAUUCGUAACUAUUAUGUACAUGAAAAAUCAUUAGAUCAGUUACAAACUCAAUUAUAACUUAUUCGAUUUUCAAGCACAAAAACAUGUCGAAUCUCUCACGACAAAAAAAAAACUCCUACCACAUUCAUUAAAAAAUAUGUUGAGAGUUUUUUUUUUUAGGGAAAAAAAUAUGUUGAGAGUUACAAACCUAACCUUCAUAAUAAGAAUUUAAAGAAAAUAGAUGGGAAACUCUUCUUUUAAUGAACAAAAUGGGCACUCAAUUAGCCUCUACAUUGGCAAUAUGCACCAUCCUUUUCACAAUCACCACAUUGACACCGCCGGGAAGCUCCAGCCCGCCGGAGCCACCCGUGAAAUGCACGUCCCACAACACCAACUGCACCGUCACCAACUCCUACGGCAACUUCACAUCGGACCGGUCCAUCUGCCGGGCCGGUUCGGUCGCCUACCCGGCCACGGAGGCCGAGCUGAUCUCCGUCGUGGCAAACGGCACGCGAGCCCGGCGCAAGAUGAAAGUGACCACCCGGUUCUCCCACAGCAUGCCCAAGCUGGUCUGCCCGGACGGGACCGACGGGCUGCUCAUCAGCACGAAGAAGCUCGACCGGAUCCUCGAGAUCGACCCGGUCGGCCUGACCGCCACGGUCCAGAGCGGGGUCCUGACCGGGCAGCUCUACGACGCGCUGGCCCGGGCCGGGCUGGCGCUGGCCCACACGCCGUACUUGAGGGCGCUGACCGUUGGCGGGAUGAUUAGCACGCACGCGCACGGGAGCACGUUUAUGGCGAAAGGUGGCGCGCCCAGUGAUUAUGUCGUGGGCGUGACGAUUGUUAGCCCCGGGAAGAAGGGAGAGGGUUACGUUAAGGUGAGGCAGUUGACGGAGGAAGACGAGGAGCUUGAUGCUGCCAGGGUUUCCCUUGGAGUUCUUGGAGUUAUUAGUAAGAUAACUCUAAAAGUGGAGCCGUUGUUCAAGCGUUCAAUCAGCUUCCGCAAGAGAAGCGACACAGACCUGGCGCACCGGGCAAUUUCGUUUGGUCGGAAACACGAGUUCGCCGACAUAUCGUGGUACCCCUAUCAACACAGAGCAGUUUACCGGAACGACGAUCGGGCUCCUCUCCAAGUGCCCGGCGAUGGCGCGUACGACUUCUUCCCCAUGCGCAGGGCCCUUUCGUCUUCUUCAAUUUCUAGCAGAGCUACGGAGGAGAAGAUCGAGGCCAAGGAGGAUGCUGCAAAGAGGUGCGCCCUUGCAAAGGACGUCCUCCCCUUGUAUUACAACUCCGCCUAUGGAUUCACCAACAACGGUGCGUAUUGUCGAGAAUCAGUUGAUUGCUUGUUUCUUUUAAUGAAAUUUAAUUUAUGAAUUUGAACUUUGUACAAGUCGGUUAUAUCAUAUAUUUUGUUUUAAGUUAAUAUUUUGGGUCGUGAAGAUUUGAACAUGUAAAUUCAAGCAUAUAAUCGUUCUUAUACUAUUUAUAAAGUGUUAAUACCUUAUUUUGGCCCGAACUAUGAUCAUAUAAUUAACUUUGGCACGUGGUUUCAGAAAUUAACAUCCUAGCCUCAACUAUGCAGUAUAUAGGCUAAAUUAGCCCGACACAUGCUUUGACCGUCAAUUUGGACGGUCAACACCAUUGACCGUUAGUCAACAUGCCAUGUCAUUGCCUAGUCAGCCUAAAAAUCAUUUAAAAAUUAAAAUUAAAAUUAUUUUUCUAAUUAUUAUUAUUUAUCAUUUUGAAAUUAACCAAAAAUUAAAAUUCAAAAAAUAUAUAAUAAAUUUUAUGUUUUAUC
Messenger RNA from Linum trigynum, 2732 nucleotides. NCBI's taxonomy places the organism in Eukaryota, Viridiplantae, Streptophyta, Magnoliopsida, Malpighiales, Linaceae. The record is from the annotation of a GenBank genome assembly.